This is a messenger RNA of Aspergillus glaucus CBS 516.65, 1458 nucleotides long. It is a transcript of the gene chs3, whose product is annotated as putative chitin synthase activator (Chs3). NCBI's taxonomy places the organism in Eukaryota, Fungi, Ascomycota, Eurotiomycetes, Eurotiales, Aspergillaceae. Gene Ontology annotation, molecular function: protein binding. The record is from RefSeq and is a predicted model, not a curated record. The transcript has 3 exons. Bases 1 to 1458 code for a protein of 485 amino acids.
AUGGAAUACGUUGAGCGGCCUAGAAGCUGCUACAUCCCUCGCAAACCAAUACCUUGGAAUGCGCAACUCGAAGACGCCCCCCACAGAAAUUCAUUCGCAUCCAGCAGCGGCUCAUGGUCUGUCGUAAGCGACAGUCUAGAUAGCAUCGCGCUGGGCGAUAGCUUCUCAUCCGGAUCAGAACGAGCUCGACACUCGCCCAAAGACUAUCGCGCGUUUUCAUUUUCACGGCUCUCCACAGCUUCGCCCGGUUUUCAAGUCUCAUGGCUCGAAGGAUACUCUCAGUCCAGUCCCGCAGUCAAUCCAGGGAAUGCGCAUCUCCGGCCGUCAGACGGGGACAAGGCAUCCCUGUUCCGUAAAAAGCAAACGUUCGACAUGUACCUUGCAAACGUAAAGAAGACGGACAACGCCAACGUGCAGUACGAGUUUGCGCUCUUUCUCCUCGAUUCUAUUCAGAACCGGUCCACGGAGUCUACCGAGAUGACACCGGAUCAUUUACGAAAAGCAGCAAAGUCGAUCCUGCGACGCCUAUCCGACCGCAGUCAUCCACAUGCGCAGUAUUAUCUUGGUGACGGGUACGCCUCCGGGCUGUUCAGCAAAGGGGCAGAGGACUACGACCGCGCAUUUCCGCUCUUUGUCGCAGCUAGCAAGCACGGCCAUGUUGAGGCGUGUUAUCGUGCAGCUCUCUGCUAUGAGCUCGGGUGGGGUACACGAGUCGAAGCUGCGCGCGCAGCACAAUUUUACCGACAAGCAGCAUCAAAGAACCAUCCCGGCGCGAUGUUGCGGAUGGCACAAGCUUGUCUGACGGGGGACAUGGGACUAGGACGGAAGCGAUACCGCGAGGGAAUCAAGUGGAUGAAACGAGCCAGCGAGUCGUCUGACAUGCAGUAUAAUUCUGCACCAUAUGAGCUAGGAUUACUCCAUGAGAGUGGAUAUGGCAAUGAUGUCUUCCCAGACGCCUCAUAUGCCGCACAGUUAUUCACCAGAUCCGCUGAAUUGGGCCAUGCAGAGGCUAGUUAUCGACUUGGCGACGCGUAUGAGCAUGGGAAACUGCACUGUCCACGCGAUCCGCAGUUAAGUAUCCAUUACUACACAUGCGCUGCUGAGCAGGGACAUCCAUUAGCCAUGAUGGCUAUAUGUGCUUGGUACCUGGUCGGAGCGGAGCCGAUCUUGGAACAGGAUGCGAAUGAAGCGUAUGAAUGGGCCAAGCAAGCAGCGGACUUAGAGCUACCAAAAGCACAAUACGCCGUUGCAUUCUUCACAGAAACGGGCUUAGGCUGUGAGCGGGACCCAUUCGAAGCCAGCGCUUGGUAUGUGCGCGCGGCCGAUCAGGGCGAUAUCCGAGCGAAACAGCGAAUAUCCACGAUCCGUGCAGCGGGCGGGUUCGACGUGGAUGAGGGGCCUUCGAAGGGGAAGAAACGAACGGAUGAACAUCGGCCAAAAUGGCUAGGGAUUUUUUAA